Ostertagia ostertagi is the source of this 1530-nucleotide messenger RNA. Lineage: Eukaryota; Metazoa; Nematoda; Chromadorea; Rhabditida; Trichostrongylidae. The record is from the annotation of a GenBank genome assembly.
AUGCAAAACGUGAAGGUGCACGUGCACUACGAGAAAUGGACGGCGUUUAUUGGAUUCACCGUUUGGUACCCUCGGCUUCCAAUUACGCUGUGGCUACGCGAUCCAGUGCUGAACUCGAUUUCUGGCUGGCCGAUCACUGUCUGGAAGAUCCUACAAGGUGAACGACAGCAUAAAGGGGCUGCUAAGCAAUUCGCUUGCGGUAAUCGUUUCCAGCAAACUGAGCUUCGAGUGUUCGCCUCAUUCCAAGUAAGCGAUGAACGCACUGGUGAACGAAUGUAUCUGAGCGGUCAUCGUGAUAUCAUGUUCGACGUCACUUCGCUUGCUGCCGACAGCAUUGUGAGCGCCGACCGGUCGAUAGCGACAAUUCGAAAUUACAAAAACCGAGUAAUAGUUCAAGCCGUUCAGCCGGGUGAAACGAGGAUCGUGAUCAAAGCGCAGACGCCGAAUAUCGACUUUGGCAGCACGACCUUGGUGGUAUCCGCUGAAACGGUUACAGUAACGAGGCUCACGGCGCUACCCAUCGUUGAGAUGAACAUCAACAUCGAGCCGACGGCCGGGAAACGAGCGCAGUACGACGUCGUCACCACGCUCGAGACGACUUUUCAGCAUCGUUACCAGCAUGGCAGCUUCUUCUACCAGUUGUACUACUCCGACGACAGUAUGGAAUUUUUGGACGACGUCACGGUCACCGAUUUCACCCUCACAUCGCAAAGCUCCGAUGAGCGCGUAAUCGCCUUAGCCCACAAGGUUCAGAACGGAAUCGACAUGAUAGCUCUGGACGAUUUGUCCGACCCGUACAUUCAACUUGAACUUCGCCCACCGGUUCACUGCACUGACACCGACGUGGCCCCAUUGGUGAUGUUGCAAGUUCCGUUGAGAGUUCAGUUCGACGGAGUGGACUCGAGCCGAUUAGCGGCUGCACGAUUCUCCACGAACGCCACAACUCCCACCCAAGCACCUGAGACGACCUCAGUCUGGCGGAUGGACUCAGUUCUAGCUUUGAUUCUUGUGUUGAUUCUCUUCGGAAUUGUCAUUAAAUUCUUCUCGAAAAGGGCUACAAGCUUCAGAGGAUAUGAAAAGCUGGUUGCUCCACUUCUCUCUCGACUCUCGUCAUCGUCAAGCGGAGGUGGACGAGAUGAAGACUCGAAGGAAUGGGUCUGGCUAGGGAAAGCCAGAACUGACACAAACAGUAUAGUUAAUGCUACGCUCAGGCUCGCGCUAUUCUCAGAAGUCCACCAUACACGCCGCCGAGCAGUCGUCACCGUCCUACGACGAGAACACCCAAACCAGCAUCUCCUAUCGCGGUUCGGAGAUCAGCGUGUUCAUAUCGCCGACGCCGGUCGUCACUGUACAUGCGGACUACGAGCCGCAGUGCGGGGGCAGCUGGCGGUCGAACGGCAAGGCGAGGACCCGGGCCGCUCGUCAUGCUCUCAUCGAUUCGUCGUCGGACCACAACCUCGCCAGGGUGGUUGCCAGAAGCGGCUCAUGGAGGGACGAGAACGCAUGGCCAAGCAAUACAUGGAAUUCUAA